GAUGAGGGACACUUUGUAAAUAAUUUAUGCUUUUGGCUUGGCAUUUAUAUAUGUAUAUAAUGGAGAUAUAUAUGAAGGAGAAGGGAAGGAUUAUAAAAUUGAAGGUUAGGAGAAGGAUUCUGGCCAAAUGAAGGUUAUUAUUUUGGCUGAACUAUUAAUGAAGCAUUGGUUAUGUUUAUAAAUGGUACUGGAUUGAUAAUAAUACAGCUUAAUAAAUUA
Molecule: messenger RNA, 219 nt
Organism: Paramecium sonneborni
Lineage: Eukaryota; Ciliophora; Oligohymenophorea; Peniculida; Parameciidae
Source: the annotation of a GenBank genome assembly